AUGGCCCUGGUGCUCGAGUGGCUAGAGCACCACCAGGACGAGGACAUCGAAGAGAAGACGGUGGCUGAUGAUGAUGGUCCUUUCAGGGAGCGACCGUUGCCGGAGUGGGACGCCGCCUUCUUCGGCCGAGUCGGCUCUGGCUGGGCGGAGCUCGCCCCGCUGAUCGAGGCCGCCAGCUACCUGAACAUCGACCGCCUGGUGAAGUACACGGCGAAGGCGAUCGCCGACCAGAUGAGCGGCAUGAGCACGGAGCAGAUGCGCGCCUACGCCGGCAUCCAGGUGACCGAAGAGGAAGUGGCCGCUCUGGAGAAGUGGGUAGACAUGGACAUGUCCGGUGAUCAACUGGUGGACAUCAACUCGCAGAACUCGGACAACGGCGUCGAGUAA
This is a messenger RNA of Rhagoletis zephyria (snowberry fruit fly), 387 nucleotides long. RefSeq names its product SKP1-like protein 4. Gene Ontology annotation, biological process: ubiquitin-dependent protein catabolic process. NCBI's taxonomy places the organism in Eukaryota, Metazoa, Arthropoda, Insecta, Diptera, Tephritidae. The record is from RefSeq and is a predicted model, not a curated record.